This is a messenger RNA of Pectinophora gossypiella (pink bollworm), 2285 nucleotides long. RefSeq names its product acidic leucine-rich nuclear phosphoprotein 32 family member A (gene Mapmodulin). The record is from RefSeq and is a predicted model, not a curated record. Gene Ontology annotation, molecular function: histone binding. Lineage: Eukaryota; Metazoa; Arthropoda; Insecta; Lepidoptera; Gelechiidae. The coding region runs from base 140 to 925 and encodes 261 amino acids. Gene Ontology annotation, cellular component: nucleus. The transcript has 6 exons.
ACGGCGCCUCUUGUACUACGUCACUCGUGUAUCUAUAGUUUCCUUCUGUUUUGAAACCCAAGCUUAGUGAUUUAGUUCCUUGAGAAAAAAAAUAAAGGUGAUUGAAGUGUUUCAAGUGUGAAUCUACACAUUUCAGAAGAUGGAGAAGAGAGUGGCCUUGGAACUAAGGGGAAGGACCCCAUCACAGGUUAAAGAGCUCAACUUGGACAACUGCAGAAGUACCAACAUCGUGGGGCUUACAGAUGAAUAUGUCAAUUUGGAAAUCCUCAGUCUCAACAAUGUUGGUCUUACUACGCUCAAAGCCUUCCCAGCUUUACCGAAGCUCAGGAAACUGGAGUUAUCGGACAACAGGAUAUCCAACGGGCUGAAUUUCCUCAAGGGUUGCAAGAAACUGACACACUUGAAUCUCUCUGGGAACAAAAUCAAAGACCUAGAAGCACUCAAACCCUUGGAAGAGUUUGAGUAUCUGAAAAAUCUUGAUCUGUUCAACAAUGAGGUUACUACUAUUGAUGACUACAGGAGUAAGGUGUUUGCACUACAUCCUUCGUUAAAGUACUUAGAUGGUUUUGAUAAGGAGGACCGAGAAGCUGAUGACAGUGAUGAUGAGGAGGAGAUGAACGGGAAUAAUGAUAGUGAUGAGGACGGAGAAGGUUCUGACGUUGAGGAAGAGGAGGACGAAGAUGAAGAUGUUUCCCUGAGGGCAGUCUACAAUGAGAAUCUAGAGGAGGAGAGCUCGGCGAGCUCCCUGUACGAGGGCAGCGACGUGGAGGAGGAGGAGGAUGAUGACGACGACGGCGAGGCGGGCGACGGCGACGACCACGAACACAACGCCAAAGCACAGGACGGCGAUGAGAACGCGGACGGCUCGCCCGAGGAGAGCACUCGGGGUAAAAAGCGGAAACACGAGGACGACGACGAGAAUUGAGUGUUGCCUUAGCGGAGUAUCGUACUAGUUUGUAAGUGUACAGCGCUCCGAUGCAUCGGACAAUAAACCUCUGUCGCACCCUCACCGCUACUAGUUGUCAUUGGUGAGAUCCCGCGGCACGCUUCACCGCGCACGGUAUGUGCCCGUACUCUCACCCAUCGUUGUCUUGUGUGAAAUCUGUAGUUUGUUGUCCGACAAGUUAAUGUUUCUAUUAAAUUGUUUAUGUAAUAAUCAUUUUUUAUUCUAUUGACAUGCUUAAUUUUAGUCUAAUCAUUGAAUGGAAGUGCAUGAUUUAGGAUUAAAUUAAAAUAGCUCUCGAAGAUUCUUAAACCUACAACUUUGGUAUGAAAUAUAUUAAUUAGAUUUAAGUGAGUGAACAUGAGCGUUGAAUGAUAUAAUUUCAUGUUCUUUAAAUGGAUUCCUUUAAUUCUUGGGCUCCGCCUGUGUGUUACGUGUUGAUGUGACGACCAAGUAUUAGGACUGAUAAUGGACAUGCAGUAAUACAAAAUUUACCGACAUUGGUGUCAAUUUUCGUGUAGUGAAAUGUAGUGUCUGUCUUUCUGGACUGUUUACAGUUAGAGAAGGAAAAAAAGUACAAGCUAAUUGACUUGCCUGAAGCAGGUCGUUCGUCGCUCCCUCAGAGAAUCCUCCGAGAAUGUUGUUAGGUAUCUAGCACAUAGAUGUGUUUACAAUAAAGGAUAAGGGUUGAGCUACAUCUGCCCGUACCGUAUCUCUAUUUCCUGUGCUUCUAUCUUUUUCUAUAACUCAAAACCUUUUUGCCAAAGCGAGAUAAUGCCACCGCCCGCGGCGAAAGCAACGAAGCGGUCGCAGUCAGCUCUUAGGCCAGAUGUAGUUCAACCCUAAACACUCAAUUACUCCUGUAAACUUUUGUUGUUCAUAUUCUAAAUUAAUGCUUUUAAAUUAAGAAUUUGAAUUUUACCUCUUAAGAGGACAGUGAGUUAUGUUGAAUUCAUUUUCGUAAUCUCACUAAUGAUAACUGCGAGAUAUUCAUCGUUUUCCUAGAAUUAAUCCAACGGGCGUAGUGAAUAACAUAAUCUUUGUAAUUAGAACAAUCUUGGUGUCUCAUGAGUUCAAGAGAGUAUUUUUCUACAAUCUUUUUAAAUUUUAAAAGAGCAAUUUAUGCACUAAAGAUAUCAAUGAUAAAAUAAUAUGAAAUGUUUGGUUGAUGCAUAUGGUGAACGUGCCAGAUAUGUUGAAGAUAAUUUUAGUUAAUAAUUUUAUUGUAUUAUGUAAGUCAUUAAGUUUAAGUAAUUUACAACUUGGCCUGUUGAUAUAUAUUAUAUUAUAAUCCUAUUAAGACUUUUAUUUCUGGGAUUGUAAAAUAAAAGCUAAACAUACA